Messenger RNA from Pelobates cultripes (western spadefoot toad), 387 nucleotides. Lineage: Eukaryota; Metazoa; Chordata; Amphibia; Anura; Pelobatidae. The record is from the annotation of a GenBank genome assembly.
AUGGCUACUAAUGAGACUUCUAUUAAUGAUUUUACCACACCCAAGAUGUCUACCACUGUACAUGUAACCACUGCCACCACCAAGAUGGCUACUUCCACAUUCAAGAUGGCUUCUUCAGGAUUCAAAACCAUGACCUACAAUCCUAAUAUGCCGCUUGAAAUGGCAGAGGAUUUACCACCUUCUGUUGGUAUGAUUAUUCAACUUAUACAAAAUUUGAGAGUGGAUUUAAAGAAUGACUUUAGAAAAGAUUUUGACACUAUGUACGGAGUUUUAGAAAACAUUGGUCAACGUACAGAAGAUGUUGAAUACAGAAUGCAGGUGCAAGAACAAUCACAUUUAGAUCUGGUUAACACUGUGAAGGAACUUCAGAAACAGGUCAACUUGUAA